This is a messenger RNA of Alternaria ethzedia, 813 nucleotides long. RefSeq lists its product as uncharacterized. NCBI's taxonomy places the organism in Eukaryota, Fungi, Ascomycota, Dothideomycetes, Pleosporales, Pleosporaceae. The transcript is spliced from 3 exons. The coding region runs from base 1 to 813 and encodes 270 amino acids. The record is from RefSeq and is a predicted model, not a curated record.
AUGGAUCCAGCCAGCCUGACCAUUGGUAUCAUUGGUUUAUCGACAGUACUCCUCAAGACAGCCAGAAAGCUCCGAGAAACAGUCCAGGACAUCAGAUACGCGCGGGGCGACCUUUCCGAUGUUUUUGUGGAAAUAGAUCUCUUUGCUGGAACAUGCGACGACUUCUUGGAUGUGUGCGACGAAGAUCCAUCGAUUUCGGAACGCACCCAGAAGCUAAAGCUACAAUUAAAUUCUUGGACUACACGGACGGUACAAGGUUUCGAUAGUCUACUCGACAAGGUGCAGGCAGUUGCACGGAAUCCUGAAGACGAUUACUCCGCAAUCGAGGUUCUCACUGCUCAUAUCGUAUGGCUUCGGAGCAAGGGCACGCUGAAGUACCUCCGUGCUUCCCUCGGCGUGGCACGACAGAACAUGAUUUGUUUCACAAACAUCCGCAUUAUCGAAAAGCUAAACAUGGAUCUGGCUCAACUCAAGUCUGUAUUGUCUUCGACCAAGACCGAAAAACGACGCGUUGAGAUGCUGUACAAUAUGACAGUGGAGAAGCGCAUUGAGAUAACACAACAUAAAAUUCGUAAGCGCCACGCUCAGCGAAGCAAAAUCAAAGCAGUCUUGAAGGAAGCAAUCAAAGAAGUUGCAGUACACGAAAAGAAGAUCAAAGAUCCAGACUUCGUUCCACAGACGAAAUCACUGCGACAAUUUGGAAAUUCAGUAUCACAAUACGUCACUAAUGUUGUCGUCCAAGAGAAAGUCGACCGAAGGCACCAGAAUCCCCUCCCACUUCGCCUGAACCUACAGAAGAAGACCCACGCAUAA